This is a messenger RNA of Capsicum annuum, 1146 nucleotides long. RefSeq lists its product as uncharacterized. NCBI's taxonomy places the organism in Eukaryota, Viridiplantae, Streptophyta, Magnoliopsida, Solanales, Solanaceae. The transcript is spliced from 2 exons. The coding region runs from base 1 to 1146 and encodes 381 amino acids. The record is from RefSeq and is a predicted model, not a curated record.
AUGACUUCUCCUGAUAUUCAAAAAGACAUUGUAAGUUCUUGUGCAAAAGAAACGUUGAAAGAAAUUAUUGAAGACUUAAAUGGGCAUUUCUUUGGAAUUUUGGUUGAUGAGUCUAAAAAUGUUUCUCAUAAGGAACAAAUGACGCUUGUUUUGCGGUAUGUCAACAGAGAGGGUAAGCUUAUUGAGCGAUUUCUUGGUCUUGUUCAUGUUAAAGACAUAUCAGCGAAGUCGUUGAAAGAAGCGAUCAAUUUUUUGCUUUUAAAUCAUUCUUUGAGUCGAUCUCAAAUACGAGGACAAGGUUAUGACAAAGCUAGUAACAUGCAGGGAGAGCUUAAUAGUCUUAAAACCUUGAUUUUGAAAGAUAAUUCUUCAACAUAUUACAUACAUUGCUUUGCUCAUCAGUUGCAAUUGGAUCUUGUAGCUGUUGCGAAGAAACAUGAUGAUGUGAAUAAUUUUUUUGACAUUCUUGCUAAUGUUUUAAAUAUUAUUGGAGGUUCUUUUAAGCGCAGGGAGAUGCUUCGAGAUGAUCAAGAUGAAAAAUUAGAGGAAUUAUUAGUGCUUAGUGAAGUUCAUAUGGGAAGUGGAUUAAAUCGGGAACUUGGACUUCAAAGACCCGGUGUACUCAUUGGGGAUCUUAACAAUCGCUUUAGUGAAGUGAAUACUGAUCUACUUCUUAGAAUGGCUAGUUUAAGUCCUGAGAAUUGUUUUGUGAAUUAUGAUAAAGACAAGAUCAUGAAGCUUGCUACAUAUUAUCCAAAUGAGUUUAGUGUCUCCAAGCUUGAAGAUCUUAGCUUUGAUCUUGAUAAUUAUAUUUACUAUGUGAGAGAAGUAGAUAAUGCUUUCUCUAAUUUGAAAGGACUUAGAGAUCUUUCGAUGAAAUUGGUUGAAACAAAUAUGUACAAGACGUGGGGACUUAUUUAUUUGCUUGUGAAAUUAAGCUUAAUAUUACCCGUGGCUACUGCAACAGUGGAAAGAGCUUUUUCCUCCAUGAAUUUUAUCAAAAAUAAUUUGCGAAGAAGGAUUGGUGAUGAUUUUUUGAAUGGUUGUUUAGUUUGUUAUAUAGAGGAUGAAGUAUUUGACAGUGUACCUAAUGAUGCAAUCAUUAAUCAUUUUCAAAACAUGACAAUUCGUCAAAUGCAAUUGUAA